This is a messenger RNA of Daucus carota subsp. sativus, 963 nucleotides long. RefSeq names its product fasciclin-like arabinogalactan protein 12. Gene Ontology annotation, biological process: plant-type secondary cell wall biogenesis. The coding region runs from base 79 to 801 and encodes 240 amino acids. The transcript has a single exon. The record is from RefSeq and is a predicted model, not a curated record. Gene Ontology annotation, cellular component: plasma membrane. Lineage: Eukaryota; Viridiplantae; Streptophyta; Magnoliopsida; Apiales; Apiaceae.
UCUCCUCUCUUAAAGGACAUCAUUCCUACUUCAACACAUUCUCAUUCCCUCAAUACAACACUUAAACAGAAUUUCACUAUGUCUUUUCCUCUCACAUUUGCCAUUCUACUCCUCCUCCAAUGCAGUACCACAAUCCUAGCUCAACCAGCCGCGGCUCCUGCCCCUGCUGGUCCGACAAACGUCACCAAGAUCCUUGAAAAAGCAGGCCAAUACACGACACUCAUACGCCUCCUAAAAAUCACACAAGUAGGUGAUCAGAUCAAUACUCAGCUCAACAAUUCAAACCAAGGCAUGACUAUAUUUGCACCAACAGAUAAUGCCUUCUCAGCUCUAAAAUCCGGAACCUUAAACUCCCUCAAUGAUCAAGAAAAAGUCCAAUUAAUCCAGUUCCAUGUUUUACCAACUGUUCUUUCCACCUCACAGUUUCAAACUGUCAGCAACCCUUUAAGAACACAGGCUGGAAACAGCAAUGGUGGACAGUUUCCGCUGAAUGUGACUACUUCAGGAAACAGCGUAAAUAUAUCCACUGGAGUAAACAAUGCAACAGUUGCCAACACAGUUUACACUGAUAGUACCCUUGCAGUGUACCAGGUUGACAAUGUGCUUCUUCCCCUGGCCAUGUUUGGUCCCAAAGCACCAGCCCCUGCACCAGGGCUUGCUAAGAAACCCGAGAAAAAGUCCGGUGCAACGGAUGGUCCAAGCUCUGAUGAGGGCACAGCUGAUGCAUCAGGCACAAGUGAGCUAAGAGCUAAAGGUUUGGUUGUGGGAUUUGUUGCUUUGGUUGCUGGAAGUUUUUUGUAACAUGCAAUUGAUGUUAGUGAUUGCUGGAGUGAGGUUGGUUUGCUUGGCGGAGUGGUUGUUAAUAAUUUCAUGUUUUGUUUCUGUGAAAUUGGUUACUCUUUUGUAAUGAAAUUUAGGGAAAUUUGGUCCCUUUGAAUGGAAUUCAAGUUUUUACGGUUGUAA